AUGCCGAUUCUCGACCGGUGUUGGAAUCCCUUGAUGAUGUAUCACUUCACCAACGUGAGGUUUGGGAGCUACUACUGCGCCGUCUACACCAUGGUCCUCCAUAUCGUAUUCAUUUUCUAUGCGAUAUACGCAAUUCAAGGCGGGAGAACUGAAUGGUUCUUUUCUCCCUACUUCGAAUACUCACAACGAGGAACUACUGCAGCUGCGAGUAUCACCAUCGUACUCUGUCUCAUCUUCCUUUUCUUCACGUUCCUGUUGUGCAGAGGCGUGCGGAGGGAUAAUCGGUGUAUGUACUUCCCAUGGAUGAUGGGUAUGACGAUCGAGAUUCUGUUGAUGAUCGGUGUGGGGCUGUGGUACAUCGUGCGCUACUACCGGAACCUUUUCUCUGUGCUCGCCGCGAUUCUACUCUGGACCAUCGACGGAUUUCACAUUUACUGUCUCCUCAUCGUGAUAUCUCAGUACCAGAUCGUGAAGAACUUGCAGGAACCCAAAUUCGAGUUUCUUUAUCCCUGA
Messenger RNA from Galendromus occidentalis (western predatory mite), 513 nucleotides. RefSeq lists its product as uncharacterized. The record is from RefSeq and is a predicted model, not a curated record. NCBI's taxonomy places the organism in Eukaryota, Metazoa, Arthropoda, Arachnida, Mesostigmata, Phytoseiidae. The transcript is spliced from 4 exons. Gene Ontology annotation, cellular component: plasma membrane. Gene Ontology annotation, biological process: establishment of glial blood-brain barrier; regulation of tube length, open tracheal system; septate junction assembly. Bases 1 to 513 code for a protein of 170 amino acids.